Molecule: messenger RNA, 1568 nt
Organism: Durusdinium trenchii
Lineage: Eukaryota; Dinophyceae; Suessiales; Symbiodiniaceae
Source: the annotation of a GenBank genome assembly
UUGUAAUAGAGUUACAAGUUUUAUCCCUUAUGGUCAGAUGACCUCCGGAUGGAACUCUCACUGUUGAGCCUGCGCUUUGCAGACUGGAAGCUGACCAGCCCUGCAUUUGGACCACCUCUUCCGUGCCGAUUGUCGUCUCCGAGUUUUUUCAUCCAUUCCAUGCGGUGGCAGCGUCGAAAGGAAUCGACAGCUGUCGAAGCGCAAAGUGACGGUAAUUCGGGGACCAACAGCUUGCGCAAAGUGGCGGUGAUUGGUGGUGGGGUGGCUGGUCUUGCCUGUGCUAAGCGUUUGUCCACGCGGGGCAUUGGUGUUACAGUCUUUGAUACAGGAAAGCGUGAGCCCGGUGGUCGAGCUUCCUCCCGUCUUUGGCGUGGCCAAGUGGUCGACCAUGCGAGCCAGUUCAUCACAACCACUGAUCCUGAGUUCCGUGAGCACAUUGCCACCUCUGGCGUUGCCCGGCCCUUCGGAAACGAUGGGCGCUUUGGAAAGCUUGGCCCAGAUGGCUUUGCCCCCAUUGAUGAUGGUGUGGAGCGGUGGGUUGGCAUCAAAGGCAUGGGGGGCAUUGUGAGAUCACUGGCCCAUGGCUUAGAAGUUCUUCAAGAUGUGUGGGUGCCACCAUCAAACGGACUACAAGCUGGACACGGUUGGAACGUCGUGGUUCCUAGACUGCAGCAAAACUGGAGUUUUGAUGCUGCAGUUAUUGCACACAAUGGCAAGUGUGCAGAGCGGUUGACAUCUUCUACACCUGCUAGAGAGGUGCAUGCGCUACUUCGAACCAAUUUCGCUGCUUCUUUGCCCAAAAACCCUGCACCUGGAAGUGGCACAUUUACACUCAACCAAAUUUAUUCUUUGCUCUUCGAGGUGCCCAAAGGUGUAAUGCCGGAGAGUUUUGAUGCGGCUUUUGUGGAGAACGAAGAUUCUUUGAGGUGGCUUUCCUCCAACACGCGAAAGCUUCAACAGAGCGCUGAGAGCGAGGUUUGGACUGCUCUGAGCUCAGCACCCUUUGGCAAGAGACACAAGGCGCCGCAGGAGUUUUUGGAAGGCACGGCCAAGGAAGCAGAGGUCAUCGACCUCAUGCUGAAAGCUGUGGAGAAUGCCGUUUCCUUGCCUUCUGGGACUCUGAAUGGAGAGAAAGGGAAGGUGAAGGCGACAAAGCUGCAGCUUUGGGGUGCCGCCGUGCCGAUUAGCCGUUGGGCGAGCAGAGAUGGAGUUGAUUUUGUGUGGUCUGCUACGCAUAGCAUUGGCAUUGCAGGGGAUUGGCUUAGCUCCAGUCCAGAGCGAGCUUCUACCAUUGAAGCAGCUUGGAUCUCUGGAGUUCGUUUGGCAGACCACAUCGCCAGCCACGCGCAAGACGAUGCGGGCCUGCAAUUAGGUGAAAACGGUGGGGUCUUUGUCCCUGUGGAUGGAGAAUUUGGCAGCAGUGGGAGUGAAGCAGCGGCCUGGGUGGAUCCUCAAAAAGGCAAAGGGAAAGGCCGUCAAAAGGGCGGCAAGUCAAAGGGCAACAGCCGUGGCCGCAGAUAACACGUCUUCAGAUUUCAAAAGACAUCGAAGUUUCAGCAAGCAUCGAG